AUGGGUGUGGGCAUAGGCAGCCGCAGGGGCAGCAGAGGCGGCGGCGGCACCUCAUACCUGCCCCAAAUGGAUUUGGACCUGGACCUGCACGGAGACCUGGAUGUGGACGUGCACGUGAGUGAGCAAGGAGCCGCUGGGGUGGGGGCUGGCCUACAGAACCAGGGCAACACUUGCUAUGUGAAUGCGGCUCUGCAAUGCCUGACACACACCAGGCCCCUGGCAUGGGCUCUGCAGUGGCGGAGGCGGUGGCAGCAGCAGCAGCAGCAGCCGGAGCAGCAGCAGCACUGCGCGGGCUGUUGCCCUGAGCAUCCCAGCUGCGCCCUGUGCGCCCUGCAGGCCCACUUGGCCCGCGCCCUGCUGCAGCCCCGGCAGGUGCUGCGGCCCCCGCGAGCACUCCUGCGUGGGUUCCACCGCCAGCAGCAGGAAGACGCCCACGAAUAUCUGCUAUACGUGCUGGAUGCCCUGACACAUGCCUGUGGCCAAGCUGCACCAGCACAGGCCCCUGGGCCAGCCCACAUCCACAAGCCCUUGCACAGCACCAGCUGCGAGGACUCUGGGCUGGUGCCCAGCAUCUUCGGUGGGCUGUGGAGGUCUCAGAUUCGCUGCCUCCACUGCCACUCAGUGUCAGAGACCUUCGAACCUUACCUGGACAUCGCCCUCAACAUCCAUGCCGCCUCCAGUGUGGAGCAAGCUCUGCGGGAGCUGGUGAAGCCUGAGUGCCUGGACGGGGACAACGCCUAUGAGUGCGGACACUGCCAGCACAAGAGAGCCGCCUCCAAGACCUUGAGCCUGCACAGCCCUUCGCAGGUGCUCGUGCUGGCCCUGCAGCGCUUCUGCCCCUGGAGCCACAGCAAAGACGCCAAGGCCGUGGCCUACCCACAGGAGCUGGACCUGCGUGAAUACACGUCAAAGCCGAAGGGACCGCCUCUGCUCUACGGCCUCUAUGCCAUCCUGGUCCACGUGGGCUGCACCCCCCACAGCGGACACUACCUGGCCUAUGUGCAGAGUGCCCAAGGACUCUGGUAUCAGAUGGACGACGCUCGGGUCACCGCCUGCCACGUGGCCUCUGCCCUAAGCCAGCAGGCCUAUGUCCUCUUUUACCUGCGCAAGACACAGCUACCCCAGCAACAGCAGCAGCAGCAGCAGCAGAAGCAGCAGCAGAACGACGACGAGGAGGAGGAGUUCAGGGCUUCCUGCCACGCUGCGCCAGAACCAGCCUGCCCUGUCUUGCCCAGUGCACAGCCUGGCCUGCAGACCAGCCCUAAUGAGCCCCAGAGAGAUCAACGCCUUCCCAGACUGCAGCCGUCCCCGCAGGAGCCAUGCCAACCAACACCACCAGCACAGAUGACUUUGGACCAGUGGAGAGCUCACCAGGAACACAAGCGGCCCACGACCCACUUGCAGCUCAGGACAGUGCCAGGUGACCUGCCUGCCCAGGCUGUGCUCAUCCACCCCUCCACAGGAGGCAAGGCAUGGGCCAGGCCACACAGCCCUUCCUCAAAGGAGAACACCGCCCCCAGCGCUGAACCCACCAACACUGCCUCUGCGACCACCACUGCUCCAGCCACGACCAGAGCCACCAAGAGGAGGAACAAGAAGACCCACAAGAAGAUGCUGCUCACCUUGCACAGCCCUCAGCCCUGCCAUGCCUAUAGGUGCUGA
This is a messenger RNA of Erinaceus europaeus (western European hedgehog), 1662 nucleotides long. RefSeq names its product ubiquitin carboxyl-terminal hydrolase 17-like protein 6. NCBI's taxonomy places the organism in Eukaryota, Metazoa, Chordata, Mammalia, Eulipotyphla, Erinaceidae. Gene Ontology annotation, cellular component: cytosol; nucleus. Bases 1 to 1662 code for a protein of 553 amino acids. The transcript has a single exon. Gene Ontology annotation, molecular function: cysteine-type endopeptidase activity; cysteine-type deubiquitinase activity. The record is from RefSeq and is a predicted model, not a curated record. Gene Ontology annotation, biological process: protein deubiquitination; regulation of apoptotic process.